Aureobasidium vineae is the source of this 441-nucleotide messenger RNA. The record is from the annotation of a GenBank genome assembly. NCBI's taxonomy places the organism in Eukaryota, Fungi, Ascomycota, Dothideomycetes, Dothideales, Saccotheciaceae.
GCCCUCAGCGAGCCUCCGUCGAACCCCUCUUACUCCCCGCCUCUCUCAACUACGUCAUCAGACAACGACAUACCUACUCGCGGUCGCCUAGACGCCACCAGACCUAGACUCGGAAGCCGUAAAAGCAGCGGCACCAUGAUCAUCCCAAGAGACAGCCCGCGUGUCGAGAUGGCACCUGGCGAAGAAGAAUAUGAACCCGAUGAUGUCCGCAGCAUGAGCCCCAGACGCACGAGCGAGGUCAUUGAGAAACUGGGCGAGGAUGCCCGUCGGAAUCUCAUCGAGCAAGCACAAGCCCUUAGAGCAAGUCUUAUGGCAAUCGUCGACCGCGUCGAGGCUGUCAAAAUUGAGCACGAAAAGCUCGAAGGCGGCAAUAAGUUUCUCCAGUCCAAAAUCACAUCAGCAGCUCCAUCCAAGAAGGGCAAGAAUCGCAAUGUGAAAUAA